Messenger RNA from Girardinichthys multiradiatus, 1341 nucleotides. It is a transcript of the gene tm4sf21a, whose product is annotated as transmembrane 4 L six family member 21a. Bases 96 to 674 code for a protein of 192 amino acids. Gene Ontology annotation, cellular component: membrane. The record is from RefSeq and is a predicted model, not a curated record. The transcript has 5 exons. NCBI's taxonomy places the organism in Eukaryota, Metazoa, Chordata, Actinopteri, Cyprinodontiformes, Goodeidae.
AGAGGACUUCCCUUUACAAAGCAGCAAAACAGUCUACCCUUACCUGAACUUUCCAGUGUCAAAGAACAGGAGUUGCCUGAGCUGAAAUAUUCGAUAUGUGUACUGGAAAGUGUUCCCUCUGCAUCGCAGUGACUCUGUACCCGCUGGCGCUCAUAUCUAUCAUCUGUAACAUUGUGCUGUUCUUUCCCGAUGGAGACAUUAAGUAUGCCAAAGAUGGACAUAUUACAGAGGAGGUGAAGUACAUGGGGGGAGUCAUUGGAGGAGGGAUAAUGGUGCUGCUCCCUGCACUUCACAUUCACCUGACUGGAAAGCAGGGCUGCUGUGGAAAUCGCUGCGGGAUGUUCUUAUCUAUUGCGUUUGCUGCAGUGGGCGUGGUCGGUGCCCUGUACAGCUUUAUUGUGGCUGUGCAUGGCUUGCACAAUGGACCCCUCUGUAAAUACUUACUCAUUUGGACGAGGCCUUUCCAGGACAGUAACCCCAGUUACCUGGGCGACAGCUCCAUAUGGUGGCGAUGCCAAGAGCCUGAGAACAUCGUCCAGUUUAACAUUGGACUCUUCAGCACCCUACUGGUGACCAGCGGCCUGCAGCUGAUUCUCUGUGCGACUCAGAUGAUCAACGGGCUCGUUGGCUGCCUGUGUGGGACCUGCAACAAGAAGGACAAAGACAUGAUCUGAACAUGAGUCCUUUCUUUAAAAUGAGCAGAAGCGGUGAGUUUCUGACUGGCGCCCCCUGCUGUCUCGUUUAAUCACUGGGCACCACGUGAGGCUGCAGAGAAUAUUGCUUUGAACGGGUUCAUUUCUCAGAUUUGCCCAUUUUAUGCUUUUUACAUUAUUACCCAUGGUCUUACAUGGAGUUUAAUCUUUCUGAGGUAUAUUUUGUUGAGAAAAUGCUGUUUACUAGUGUAGUGUUUAGAAGAGGCUCAUUUUAUGCCCCUGUACAGGUCCAUAAUUUUAUUUUAGGCAGUAUUUUAAAUUAGUUAACAAAUCUUCAGAGCCUGAGGUUGUAACACUUAAACGUUUGACUGUACAAUAGCCGUUUUCUGUUGUGAAGAAGCUGAUUUUAAGCAGCUAUUGUGUAAAUUGAGUGACAGAAGCCUGCUCAGUGAACCAGGAGAAUCAUUUGGCCUAGUUAUUUCUAUUUUUACAAACAAGCCAAAAUCUUUAUAUCACUUCUCAUGAAAGAAAUUAAAUCAUAAUUUAUCUUUUGGCAGCUUUAAACACACAGCAGCUAUAUUUUUGCUAUUUAAUUUUGUCAAUUUAAAAACUGUAAACUCUGAUUUACUGUAUUUCAAUGUUAAAGUGAUAGCCUUAAAGAAAAAAAUAAAAUACAGCAAAAAUCUAA